Messenger RNA from Ceutorhynchus assimilis (cabbage seed weevil), 510 nucleotides. The record is from the annotation of a GenBank genome assembly. Lineage: Eukaryota; Metazoa; Arthropoda; Insecta; Coleoptera; Curculionidae.
AUGAAUAGUAUCAACGAUAGUAUUAAAGAAAUUUUGAAAAAUUUUGAGCUGAGUGAACUCCUGGACUCCUUUGAAGCUAACGAUAUAGACUUGGAAGCAAUGACAUCUCAUCCGGAUUUAAUAAAAGAAAUUAUCCCUAGUGUUGGGAAGAGAUUGAAAUUUAUUGCUAAGUACAAUAAAUAUAUAACAGAGAUUAUUAUUCCCGAAACCCAGAAAUCAACAUCACCAUCACCAGUCACGCCAGUCAUAGUCAAUGAAAUCCAAAUUCAGUCACCGUCAAGUGCCUCUACAACAACUGUAGAAAAGUUAGAAGAAUACCUUGAGAGUCUUGAAAAAUACCUUGAUGACAACACUGAAGGGAAAUUACUCUUAUUAUCACAUGAACUUUUAAGUCCCCACAAUAAAGAAGUUGAUGAGAUUGAUCAUCGAAUUUUUGAUGAAAAAGUACAAAGAAAAGAUGCAAUCGACGAAAGUGAUGGGGUAGAGUCAGAUAACAACACGGAACAAUAG